This is a messenger RNA of Colletotrichum godetiae, 378 nucleotides long. RefSeq lists its product as uncharacterized. Lineage: Eukaryota; Fungi; Ascomycota; Sordariomycetes; Glomerellales; Glomerellaceae. The record is from RefSeq and is a predicted model, not a curated record. The coding region runs from base 1 to 378 and encodes 125 amino acids. The transcript has 3 exons.
AUGACCAUUUCCCUCUCUGGCGCGCUCUCUCUGCUGUGGAUCUCAAAGCAUGAGGGUUUCUUUCUCCCCUCACAGAAUGUUCUGCCGAGCCUUACGGACCUUGCCAACCCCGUCGAGAGUGUAACCCCUCCCCAUCCAGAAAGUUUCCAGAAAAGCAACAACCACGUGGACGAUGAUUUGAAGGAUGGAAUCCAGAUUCCCAGAGUUCUGCCAGCGCAUCAUACGCACGAACUGGAGAUGUCUCUCUCCCCAGUACACGUAAUCUCGGCCAUGUAUCGCGGCAUCGCCGUGCAGAAUGCAGAGAAUGUCAAGAAGCAGAAAUCGAAAGAGAUGAGAGACAAGAAACAGAACGAAACCUCUAAGAUUGGCAAGUCUUAG